Fukomys damarensis (Damara mole-rat) is the source of this 1821-nucleotide messenger RNA. Its product is annotated as caspase-12-like. The record is from RefSeq and is a predicted model, not a curated record. Gene Ontology annotation, molecular function: cysteine-type endopeptidase activity. The transcript has 10 exons. The coding region runs from base 158 to 1507 and encodes 449 amino acids. NCBI's taxonomy places the organism in Eukaryota, Metazoa, Chordata, Mammalia, Rodentia, Bathyergidae. Gene Ontology annotation, biological process: regulation of apoptotic process; proteolysis.
CCGAACACAGGCACUUGUUUGUGUAUGAAUGUGUAUGUGUUAGUUCUGAUAACUUUGCUAUAUCAACUAGGAAAGUUACAUAUCCAAAACAAUGCCUGAUUUUAUCCUGGAAAACAGAAUUUGAGAAGCUGGAGCUUCCCAUUUAGGUUGCAUCAGCAUGGUAUUUGUUAACAGGAAAGGAAGGAAGCCUUUGAGUGCUUUCGCUUUCACUGUUUUUCCUGCCCAGAGAGUGUGGACAGCCAUGGCUGCUAAGGAACCACUUGAUGAAGAUCCACUCAACAAUAUAAAGUCUGUUGUCACGAACCUGGUUGAGGGAAUAUUUCAUGACUUUGGAAAAAAUGUAUUAAACAAAGAGGAACUGCGCAAAAUAAAGAAAGAUGUAAACCUCAUCGUGAACAACACUGAAAACCUGGUUGAGGAUAUCAUUGAAAAAACUGAAAAGGCAAGCAAAUUAUUUGCCAACCACUUUAAAAGUUCCAAGAAACAACUGAGAUUAAAAUUUCACCCUGAAAAUGAUGAUGAAUCUGAAAAAAGUUCUACACCCUCCUCCCCUUCGACAGCAUCUGAAGAUGAAAAUGAAGAAAGUAGAGAUGAAGAAAACACCUUAUCAGCUGAGACACUGGCUAUCUCUCCAGUUGUUCCUCAGGAAACCCACAGUGCCCGAUCCGAGGAUGCACUGAAGCUUUGCCCUCCUGAUCAUUUCGAUAAACUGAAGACAGAAAAGGCAGAUGAGAUAUAUCCCGUAAUGAAGAAGGAAGGUCGAACCCGCCUGGCCCUCAUCAUCUGCAACAAAACAUUUGACUCUCUUUCUAAUCGAAAUGGCGCUGAUAUUGACCUUUUGAGGAUGCAAGACCUGCUCAAUGACCUUGGAUAUUCAGUUAUUGUAAAAGUGAACCUGACGGCUCAGGGAAUGGAAACAGAGCUAAGGCGGUUUGCUGACCAUGAAGGCCACCAGUCAUCAGACAGCACAUUCCUGGUGUUUAUGUCACAUGGCAUUCUGGAUGGAAUUUGUGGGACAAAGCACAGCAUUAACAAACCAGAUAUUCUUCAUGAUGACACCAUCUUUACAAUUUUUAACAACCAUAAUUGCAAGAAUCUGAGAAAUAAACCCAAGAUCAUCAUCAUGCAGGCCUGCCGAGGCAGGGGUGAUGGAAUCGUCUGGGUGACCACUGAGAGGGGAGAAGCCAUGGCAGACACACAUAGUCUUCCUAUGCAGUAUUAUGGAUAUUAUGGACGGAGUGAUGCUGUCACAAUGACCCAUAUUGAAAAGGAUUUCAUUGCUUUCAAGUCUUCCACUCCACAUAAUGUUUCUUGGAUACUAGACACUGGCUCUCUCUUCAUUUCUCAACUCAUCUACUUCAUCAAAGAAUAUUGCUGGAGUCAUCAUCUGGAGGAAAUUUUUCGAAUGGUUCAACGUUCAUUCGAGACCCCAACUAAAUUGACACAGAUGCCUACAAUUGAAAGAGUAUCCAUGACACGAUAUUUCUACCUCUUCCCUGGGAAUUAAAACAUGUGAAAGCCUCUCUGAUGUGAAUUGGGUUCUUCCUACUCACAAUCUUUACAAAAAGACUGGAUAGGACUAAAGAACAAUAAUGGAUCACUAACUAUUUAUUUGUUAGAGGGUCAUUUUUACUUUUCCUAAAGGGCUUCUGGUGAAUCCCUGGAUUUGCCCUCAACUGUAUUAAGAUAGUUGUAUAAGAAAUGAUUAGUCUAGUUGUGCAUACACAUUUUAAAUAAACUUAUUGCCUCAUUUUACCAUGAAAGUCAUGCUCAUUAAUUUUAGAUAUAAAAUUUAAGUACUAAACACAUUAAAGAAAACUA